AGAUUGAAAAACCAGCAGUAUACUAGUAUGGCACCCAAGAGGAAGAGUAGUAGUAGAGCAGGAUCUACCAAGAAACAGAGCAAAAGCCAGGAAACGAAAAAUGAGCUUUUGAGUCCGGGAAAGAUCGAAGAGUUAUCUAAAGAAGUCAUCACAUCAGCUAAACAUUACAAUAAUCUUGUUUCCUUAAUAGAGCAAUUUGAACUAGUUGGAGCUAAACUACAAAAAGAGGAGAAUGAAGAGAUAGAGUCCAUUGGUCGUCUUCUUGCGGUUUCGUUAUUCAAAGCUUUUCAAGGUCUUUUCAAAGAAGGAGCCAUAAUACCAAAAAAGUCUAAUGAUGAGAAGAAACAAUUAGUUGCCAAAUGGUUAUCAGGUAAAUAUGAACAGUAUAAAGAAGGUAUAAGGAACUUCCUUAAGGAUAGGCUUGCAUAUGAAACAUCAUUACAAAUCGAUGUUUUAGAAAUAUAUCUCAAUUUGAUUAAGCUAGAAUCGGAAUAUAUGAAAUCAGGAGCAAAAGAUUUAUUUUUCGCUAAUACCACGUACUUGAAGUUAGUUCAAUCAUUGUUAGAAAGUGUGAACGGAGAAAUCUUAAGUGACGGGUCAACUGAUAACUUUAUAAUUUUAGAAUUUAAUGAAUUUUUCCAAAAAAAUUGGGAUUUACAAUUUUAUUUUGUUAACAAUUUAAAUGAAAUAUUAAGUGAAUGGAAAAAUGUUAAAACAGCAAAUGAAUUACAAUUGAUUUUUGCAAAUUUUUAUACUAUUAUGCGUAAUAAUUUACUUUUCUCUCAAGAUUCAGAGAUUUUAAAAGAUCAACCUACUUGGAUACCAAAUAAGUUACCAUCAAUUGCUUAUAAAGCACCUCAUUUCCGAACUCAGUACCAAAAAUCUUUCAUUACAAUUUUAUCAUAUCCAUUAUUAACAAGCCAAUAUAAAUCAGUAUUAUCAAUCUUACAUAAAAGAAUAAUACCAAAUCUUGCACAACCAGCUACAUUAAUGGAUUUCCUUACUGAUUCUUAUAACGUUGAAGACGAUUACGCAGUUCCAAUUCUUGCAUUAAACUCUUUAUAUGAACUUAUGAAAAAAUAUAAUUUAGAAUAUCCUGAUUUUUAUACAAAAUUAUACUCAUUAUUAACUCCAGAAUUAUUAUAUACUCGUUAUCGUUCUCGUUUUUUCAGACUUUGCGACCUUUUCCUUUCUUCCACUCACUUAGCUGCUCAGCUUGUUGCAUCCUUCAUCAAAAAAUUAGCUAGACUAGCCUUAACUGCAUCCGCCGGUGGGGUGGUUAUUGUUAUCCCUUUCGUAUACAAUCUUCUCAAAAGACAUCCUUCUUGUAUGGUCUUGAUCCAUAACUCCGAGCAAUCAAAAGAUUCCGACUACUCUGAUCCGUUUGAUCUAAAUGAGACCGAUCCUUUGAAAACUGGUGCCAUGGGUUCAUCUUUAUGGGAAUUAGAAACAUUAAUGUCUCAUUAUCAUCCCAAUAUUGCCACUUUGGCCAAAAUCUUUAGUGAGCCCUUCAGAAAACCAAGUUACAACAUGGAAGACUUUUUAGAUUGGAGUUAUAUCACUUUGUUAGAAAGUGAAAAAAUAAGAAAAUACAAAGGCCAUGCUGCUUUGGAGUACCAAGAAUGGGAAAACAUCUUUGAUUCAAAGAGUGAUUCUCCUUCCACUUACCUCGAAGGAUGGACCCUUUAAGUAGAUCUUCAUGUAACAAUAAAUUCGAUUUUUUGC
Molecule: messenger RNA, 1725 nt
Organism: Hyphopichia burtonii NRRL Y-1933
Lineage: Eukaryota; Fungi; Ascomycota; Pichiomycetes; Serinales; Debaryomycetaceae
Gene: NOC4
Product: ribosome biosynthesis protein
Exons: 1
Coding region: 28-1689 (553 amino acids)
Biological process (GO): ribosome biogenesis
Cellular component (GO): small-subunit processome; Noc4p-Nop14p complex; nucleolus
Source: RefSeq, a predicted model, not a curated record